This is a messenger RNA of Sparassis crispa, 2232 nucleotides long. RefSeq lists its product as hypothetical. Lineage: Eukaryota; Fungi; Basidiomycota; Agaricomycetes; Polyporales; Sparassidaceae. The record is from RefSeq and is a predicted model, not a curated record. The transcript has 2 exons. Bases 1 to 2232 code for a protein of 743 amino acids.
AUGAGCAAGCCCAUCAUCCUCUGGAAGCCCAGACCGAAACUCACCUCGGAUGAUGCGUGUACCACCAUUCUCAAGUACUCUCUUCCCCCACCGCCCAAUCCCCCUCCGUACGCCUCGACCGCCGAUGAUACCAGCAAUCUGUCAUACAUCCCCUCCCUUGCAUACUUUUGCAUCCAGAAGCUACAUGAAUAUCCAGAUCAAGUACAUUCUAUUGGUCCCGCCAGAAUAGCAUACCAGCCACCAGAUACCCCGGAGUCAUACGAUAUCCUCCGUGCACUUAUUCCCUUCUACCGUCCUGACGAGCAGCUGGACCUCUCGCAAGUUGAUCCCCGCCUCUGGGCCGUCCUCAUACAGCUCUAUUCUGACCUCCCAGAAAUAUUCCGCACUUAUAAAUUGGCCCUCUCCGACCCCCAUCUCCAGCUGCUGCAGCGUAUUCCAUCAACGGUCGACUUCUCCGUUCUCACUGUGCUAGAGCUUCCUUACUGUCUGGAGCUCACGGAUGACACCGUUGUAGAGCUAAGAGCGCUAUACAACCUGUGUGCCCUUGACGCAAGUGGAACUGCACUCAGCGUGUUUGGUCUGAAGACACUGGCCAAGACACUCACCUACGGCGAAGACGAAGAACACGUAGGCAAUUCACUGAUGCGGCCACGGAGGGGUCCCUGGGGACUGCGCAUCCUCAGUCUACGAAACUGUAUCAAUGUGAAUAACACAAUAUUUGAGUGUCUGGAGAGCUUCCCCUUGCUCAGCGUUGUCGAUCUUAGAGGCACGCCGUGCAACGACGGCAUUGGAGGGCCCUUCCAGCCCAGUGGCAGAAUGGAGCUGUUUUACCCGUCUACGAUGACCUCCGCCCUCGCCCAUCUUUCCACCUUAUCGUCCAAGCUAUUCUCCCAUGCCGAGCCAUUCUUCCUCCACGUUAAUGCCCUCCACUAUCAACCUUCUCGUGCGCGACGAGCGUCGCCCAAAAUAUCGCUCAAACUCACUCCCAAAUGUGCCACGAACAUUUUCCAGCAUGUCCCGGUAUAUUCCGCACCGGCGAUGUCACAUAAUAAGCUCGAAAACCUUUCAGAAGAUUACCGCGAGGAAGAUAGACGGAGCCAAUCCGAACAAUACACAGAGAACGAGGACGAAGAAGAAUCAGAAGAGGAGGGAUAUAGGGAUGGCAACGAAGAGACUGACUUGAGUAUCGAUGAAGAGGAUGAAGAAGAGGGAUAUUACGAAGGCAGUGAGGAUAACAACUCGAGCUUCGACGAAAAUGAAUGGUAUUCGUACUUGGCGAAAGUACAAAUUGAUGCUGCAGUCCGUGAAGCACUUCGCGAAGGCGAGCGCCGCACCGUACACAACUUCUACCAUGGCGCUCUCACCUCUACUGCACAUCGCCUUCCGCCAAGACCGGAGGGCGUGCAUCGUCUCCACAAGGACUUUCCUCGACAGCCUCCACCUCUUCCCCCCAUUCCACUCAUGCUCUUCCGGGAGCCACCUGCGUGGAGCACACUCUCUUUGCCACCCCCAGCCCCACCGGACUCUGAAGGCGACAGAGCUCGCAAGCGGUCGAAAAAGUGGCUUGAUAACGAAUGGACGAGCGCGGACGCGGCGCGCAAGAACGCACAGGCGCGUGCAGGCGUUAGCAGCGUGUUCGGGCUCGUGCAGCAGCGGGUACAAGCCCAGCAGUCUUCCAACGUAGCGCAACCGCACGCGGAUUGGCAGCAGGGACGCAGACCGAUUUCCAAGAACCCGUUUGCGAGGAGUACUAAAGAAAGCGGCCAACCGUCAAAGGGAUCGUCAGAGAACACCAGUAACAUCAGCAACAGUCGCCUGUCAGCGAGCAGAAUGUCCGUGCCAACGCCUUCGUCAUCGUCGAGACAUUAUAAACAAAGGGAUGAGGGUACAGAAAUGCCUGAAGUAUCGCGACCAGCAUCCAGCCGUCCUUUGAAACCGAUAUCUUCACUCAAGAUACCGAUUUUGCCGGACAGCGCGAAGCCCUGGUUAGCUGCAAAGGCGAAACCACAACUGAAAGACAAGAAACCAGUCGUCGCGGGGAAACAAGCAACGCUGCCAGGCCUCGUGCGCAGUGGGAGUCUGAAGACGCAGUCCACCAAGUCCGAGAAGGGGAGCCAAGCAGGGCAGACGAGCUCGCGGCCAACGGAGAGCAGUAUCAAGAAGGUGAAUAUGAAGAAGGGCAGAGAGACGAACGUAAGGGAUUUUGACUGGAAAAGCUGGAGCCAGAACUAG